CCAGACACGCGACUCCACCAGCAGAUCUCCGCCGUCAGGGAUCCUUCUCUCUUCCUCUCUCUUCCUCCCUGUCUCUCUUUCUUCCUCCUGAUUGUUCUCACCGACUUUUAUCUCCCCUUCUUUCCCUCCUUCCUCCCAUCUCUCUCCCUCCUCCUCCUCCUCCUUCUCCUCCUCCUUUUCCAAAACGAAAUGCUAGCUUCCUUACCCCCCAUGGAUUUGGCACGGUCGUUUCCCCACAAUGCCAACGUCUCCCGACAUCCCUCCGCCGAGGAUCUUGAUGCCGCCCAGCAGUUGAUCUCCUCCGCCCAAAGUGGUCGCGAACAUCUUGUCUAUCGUCCCGAUCUCGCCCCCAGAGUCUACGAUGCCCGCUCCACGCCACCCACCACCACCUCUCAGGAUGCUCUCCCUCGUCCCUCUGUCGAAGGCCCGAAAGGGCCAUCUUCCGACCACUCCACCUCUCCCAAACCCUCCAAAGAUACCUCCUUCCUCGGGCACUCUUGCAGUAACUGUGGCACCAAAAGUACCCCCCUCUGGCGUCGUGCCCCCAACGGCGCCAUGAUCUGUAAUGCCUGCGGUCUCUACCUCAAGGCUCGAAACGUCGCUCGUCCCACCAAACGCCAUCGCACCCACUCCAGUCCCGACGAUCUCCCCCCGCACGAGGCCGACCACGAGCACUCUCCCGCCCCCAAUGCCGGCAGCUGUUCCUCCAACGGCUCCUGUCCCGGCGGCGGUAAUUGCAACGGCACCGGCGGCGCAGAGGGCUGCGAUGGCUGCCCUGCUUAUAAUAACCGCGUCUACAAGUCCACCCCGCGAGGCACCGUCCCCGUCCACGCCUGGAACCGCGCUCCCCCUGUUGACACCGACCACCUCGUCCCCGACGCCGAGACGCCCGCUGGGCCCGCUCCGACCGAUGGGAAUCUACUGGUCGCGUGCCAGAACUGCGGCACCACCGUCACUCCCCUCUGGCGCCGGGACGAACAUGGCCAUCCCAUCUGCAAUGCUUGUGGUCUCUACUACAAACUUCACGGCUGCUACCGACCCACCACCAUGAAGAAAACCAUCAUCAAACGCCGCAAGCGCGUCGUGCCCGCCCUCCGCGAACAGUCGCCCACCGGGGCCCCCCACUCCUCCUACGGCUCAUCCGCCUCGCCCGAGGCCGCCCCCGCGCCGCUCCACGAGGAUUAUUACCGACCCUUCGCCGCCGCCCCGCCCCCCGUCGACUUCACCGGCUUUGGCGCCGGCGUCGGGACCCUGCCGCACCAUCCCCCGCCGCCUCGCCUGCUGGAGCCGGACCGUAUGAGCCCGCUCCGUCACUCUCCGGGGCCACCGGUCGGCCGCCGGUCCCUCUCCCCCCACGUGGCGCCCGUACCUACCCGCUCCUUGGCCGAGACGGCCUCCUCGGCCGAGGCCCUGUCGGGGCCCGUCACCCUGGAGGCGGGCUCCAACCAGCUGCCCCCGAUCAUGGCUUCGCCUCAUGCGCCGCCCGCCCGGCUCAGCUCGAUCUCCACCCUGUUGAACCACGCGCGCGCGCCCCCAUCCACGCUGGAUCCCGCCCUCGCCGCCAUGGGCCGCAUGCCGGCGCCCGCUGCGUCCCACCCCAUCCGGGACGACCGACGACUGCAGCUGCAGCGCGAGGCGGAGGAGAUGCGGGAGAAACUGCGAGCCAAGGAGCGCGAGCUGGCCGAGUUGGGGCGUUGACCCUGGCUUCUGCUUUCUUUCUUGAUUCUAUUUCUUUUCCUUUUUAUGAUUUUUAAUUACUGUACUAGGCGCCGGGGUUAAGUUGAGAUACC
Messenger RNA from Aspergillus candidus, 1790 nucleotides. RefSeq names its product siderophore transcription factor SreA (gene sreA). The record is from RefSeq and is a predicted model, not a curated record. NCBI's taxonomy places the organism in Eukaryota, Fungi, Ascomycota, Eurotiomycetes, Eurotiales, Aspergillaceae. The coding region runs from base 190 to 1698 and encodes 502 amino acids. The transcript is spliced from 3 exons. Gene Ontology annotation, molecular function: DNA-binding transcription factor activity, RNA polymerase II-specific; zinc ion binding; RNA polymerase II cis-regulatory region sequence-specific DNA binding. Gene Ontology annotation, biological process: negative regulation of transcription by RNA polymerase II; positive regulation of transcription by RNA polymerase II.